AUAGGGGGUAAAAGUUUGGUACCGGUCGAGUCUUCCAUCAUUGUACAGCUAUGUUUACUCCUUUGGCAUCUUCCUGGUCUAGGCUCUCCAACUGCAACGAGUGUAAAUAGAGUAAAGCAUAAUGUGAAAUGAAUCAUAGCAUGAAUACAACAGCACCAGAAUUUUGCCUGGUUUAGUAGCAGGUAGAGUUGUUUACCAGUCGGGACUUUGAUUAAGAUAGUGACAUGCCCUUUAAUCCAGAAGCCGUGUACUCUGAAGUUAUCGUCCAGAGUGUCACUAGUAAAAAGUAUUCCCAGAAUUUGGCCCACAAAUUGCAAGGACUAUCUGUAUCAGACAAACUGUACGAGUGCCUUCUUUCGGACUUUUUGAGUUAUUGAAAGGCUGCACUUGCGAAAUUGGUUUGCUACAGUAGAGAUAAACGGGUACAUCAUUUCCAUUACCCCAAUGUCUGAGAGGGCAAGGUUUCAGACAUUCCAAAAAAUGUUGUCUUUGUCAGCACCGGGUCGAGAGAGAGAGAGAGUUGCGGUGCUGUUUGUUUAUAGAAUCAAGGUUUGUAGGAGUGCCGAUAUCCCUAGGCGACUGAGGAAACUCCAUCUGACUGUGUCCACGUGCUUCUAUAUCUCAGCGAUGAGAACAAAGCUACCCUGUUGUUCAUUACUUAAGUUGGAUUAGCAACUUCUAGAUCAUUCGCACUUCUCCUUUUUCUGCCAAUAGGUUUUUUUCGCCAACUCUUUUUGUUUCGCAUUGUCAACCAUAACUGGCCUUCUAGGUCAGACCAAGCAUCAGCAAAUAUUCAUUAACUGCACUUGCUUUUCGCCUUGCUUUGAUCAAUGGAAGUUGACAUAAUCUCCAGAGAAACGAUCAAACCAUGUUCACCCACACCCCUUCCCCUGAAAACCAUCAAACUCUCUUUCUUAGACCAACUCAUUCCCCCAUUUUACACGCCACUGAUCUUGUUCUAUCCUGCGAUCGGCAACAACAAGGUCGAAAUCAAUUUGUUCCUGUCCAUAUUGAAGACAUCUCUCUCCAAGGCACUCCCUCGCUAUUAUCCUCUUGCUGGGAGGAUUUCUGAUCAUUUCUCCAUAAGUUGCAACGACGAAGGCGCUUUUUAUAGUGAAACACGGAUCCAUUCCCGAAUCCACGAGUUUCUUGAAAGUUCCAAUUUAGAAUCCCUCAAUCGGUUGCUUCCUUUCCAACCGUUUGUGAAGCAGCUAUAUCCUUCUGUGCCCCAAGUAGCUGUCCAAGCGAACAUCUUCGAAUGCAGAGGACUAGCGAUCGGCGUUUGCAUGUUGCACAAAAUCAUAGAUGCUGUCACGAUGAGCAACUUCCUUACCACUUGGGCGACCAUUGCUCGUGGAUGCGCUGAAGAGUUCCAUACUGAUUUCCACGCAGGAUCAUCCCUCUUCCCGCCAAGAGAUCAGUUGCCUGACGAGUACUCAUCCGCCAUGGACAAGGGAUGGUUCAUGGAAGGAAGGUACGUCACGAGGAGAUUCGUGUUCGAUCCGAAGGCAAUACACAUCCUCAAAGAUAGAGCCAGAAGCGAAAACAUAGCGAACCCAACCCGAUAUGAGGUUCUCAGCUCGUUUAUAUGGAAACACGCCAUGGCUGCCUCUAGGGCGGCAUCAAAGUCACCCAAACUCUCCGUGUCGAUAGACUCAGUCGACACGAGAUCAAGAAUGGAGGAGCCCUUGUCCAGGAACACGAUCGGCAAUCUUUUAUGGUCUGCAACAUCGGGUUUCGAAUCUGCAAGGACAGAGAUAGGCCUGUCUGACUUGGUGACCAUGACAAGAGAAUCCAUUCGGAAAAUAAACGGCAAUUACUUCAAAACUUUACAGGUCGAUCAGGGGUGUUCCAUGAUUUACAACGGCAUAAAGCUCAUGCUCGAAAACUUCUCCCAGGAAAGCCCGGAUUCAUUCGGAUUCAGCAGCUGGUGCAAUCUGGGCUACAGAGAGACAGAUUUCGGGUGGGGAAAGCCCGUAUGGGUCGGAAUCUGGGGAGGAGAAGCAUCGCCAUUCAGGAACCUUGUCAUUUUCCUGGAAACUCAAAGCGGCCUAGGAAUCGAGGCAUGGAUGACCCUGGAUGAGCACAUACUGUCAGCCCUAGAAGGAGACGACGAGUUCCUCGCAUUCACUUUGCCAAACCCGAGCAUCCCGAGCGCGUAGCCAAGCGAGCUACUGAUGUUUGUGUUUCCAAAGUAUUUCCCUUUUGCAAGAAAGUAGAGUGACUGUGAGUACCCCACUCUACUCCUGUAACGUGUGAAUGGAAUAGUGAAGAGGGAAGGCUUCUAAGU
This is a messenger RNA of Syzygium oleosum, 2290 nucleotides long. Its product is annotated as stemmadenine O-acetyltransferase-like. Bases 831 to 2162 code for a protein of 443 amino acids. Lineage: Eukaryota; Viridiplantae; Streptophyta; Magnoliopsida; Myrtales; Myrtaceae. The transcript has 2 exons. The record is from RefSeq and is a predicted model, not a curated record.